Molecule: messenger RNA, 358 nt
Organism: Choloepus didactylus (southern two-toed sloth)
Lineage: Eukaryota; Metazoa; Chordata; Mammalia; Pilosa; Megalonychidae
Exons: 1
Coding region: 16-225 (69 amino acids)
Source: RefSeq, a predicted model, not a curated record
AUCGUGAUUUCUGUGAUGAGCUCCCAGAAAGGGAACGUGGCUCGUUCCAGGCCUCAGAGACACCAGAAUACCUUUAGCUUCAAAAAUGACAAGUUUGAUAAGAGUGUUCAGACCAAGAAAAUUAAUGGAAAACUUCAUGAUGGAGAAUGUCAUUGCUCUAAAGAAGUUCUUGAAUGGCAUGUAAAAUACAGCAAAUACAAACUAUUAUCAAAACCUAAAAAAUGAGUCAAAUGUUUACAAAAGACAGUGAAGGAUUCUUAUCACAUAACGUGUAGACCUUGUGCCUGUGAACUUGAAGUCUGUGCUAAAUGUGGAAGGAAAGAAGACAUUGUUACUCCAUUUAAUAAAGAACCAGAAA